AUGAUUGACCCGGUUAUUAUAGAAAGUGGUCUGCAAAAAGUAAAUUCACGUAAGCUUGAAGAUGCCGAUAAACUUGUCGCCAAGUACUUUGGAAAUAUUUGGAGAACAAUGGAAGAACACUGUGCCAAGAUGGUGAAAGAAGUAAGAGCUCUAGGAAGUCCUUGUGGAACUAUUCUGGGAUCUAUUGGACUGGGCAUAAUAUAUGGUCUUAAAGUCAAUCUCCACGUUGCUAUAGUUAGUAUGGUGAAACAUGGUCCAUCGAACUCUACUCAAAGUCAAAAUGUUACUCAUAAUCUGACCAGACCAGCUGAAACGUGUGGGGAAGAAGAUAUUACCAACAGUACCACAAUCACAGCAGAGCAAGGACCUUUUGAUUGGUCCACAUCAGUCCAAGGCCUUUUACUGAGCGCGUAUUUCUGGGGUUAUAUAGUAGCACAAAUACCCGGUGGCAGAAUAGCCGAACUCUUUAGUGCUAAAUGGGUGAUGUUCUUUUCCGUUACCAUCAAUGCAGUAUGUACACUUUUAACACCUGUCAUGGCCAAUCUACACUUUGGUGCUUUGAUUGCAAUGCGAAUUGGUGAAGGUAUAGGAGGAGGUGUUACUUUUCCAUCCAUGCACGUAAUGUUGGCGCAUUGGGCUCCUCCGAAUGAAAGAAGUGUUAUGAGUAGUAUUGUUUACGCUGGAACAGCUUUGGGUACGGUGGUAUUCAUGUUGAUAUCUGGAAUAAUUGCGGGAAAUAUAGGCUGGGAAGCUGUUUUCUACAUAGAAGGAGGAAUUAGUAUAGUGUGGCUGCUUUUAUGGGGAAUAUUUAUAGCAGAUACCCCAAAAAGUCAAAGGUUUAUUUCUGAAGAUGAACGGAAAUUUAUAGAAUCAUCACUGAAUCAUGGAUCAGAGUCAAAACAAGAGACCAAAUAUCAAAUGCCUUGGAAAUCAGUACUAACAUCACCAGCGUUUUUGGCAAUAUUGGUAGCUCAUACUUGCUCUAAUUGGGGUUGGUAUAUGGUCCUCAUCGAGCUUCCUAUGUACAUGAAAAAUGUGCUACGUUUUAAAAUAUCGGAAAAUGCCAUUCUGACUGCACUUCCGUUCUUGUGUAUGUGGUUGUUUAGCAUGAUUCUAAGUAAAACUUUGGACACUCUCAGAGCUAGGAAGAUUAUAACUACAACAAUAGCCAGAAAAAUUGCGACUGGAUGUGCUAGUAUUGUUCCUAUGAUCUGCUUCAUUGCACUAAGUUAUAUAAGUUGUCAAAGGGCGGUGGCAGUAGUGCUUAUGACAAUUGCGAUUAUGUCUAUUGGAGGAAUGUUCUGUGGAUUUUUAUCCAACCACAUCGAUAUCGCGCCCAAUUUUGCUGGAACCUUGAUGGCAUUGACGAACACCAUUGCAACUAUUCCUGGAAUUAUUGUACCCGUAUUUGUAGGAAAACUGACUGAACAUGAUGAAUCUAUAAAAUCAUGGAGAAUAAUAUUUUGGACUACAGUAGGACUAUAUAUUGUAGAAAUUUUGGUAUAUAUGAUAUUUGGUUCUGGAGAAGAACAACCUUGGAACAAAGUUGAAGAUAUAGCCAAUGAAACUCAACCGCUGAAACCAAAGAAAGAAGAAUUAAAGAAGGACUUAAAUCUAGCCGAAAAAAGCUCACCUUAA
Molecule: messenger RNA, 1638 nt
Organism: Diabrotica balteata
Lineage: Eukaryota; Metazoa; Arthropoda; Insecta; Coleoptera; Chrysomelidae
Source: the annotation of a GenBank genome assembly